Messenger RNA from Vespula pensylvanica (western yellowjacket), 4581 nucleotides. It is a transcript of the gene Snrk, whose product is annotated as maternal embryonic leucine zipper kinase. Gene Ontology annotation, biological process: intracellular signal transduction; protein phosphorylation; microtubule cytoskeleton organization. NCBI's taxonomy places the organism in Eukaryota, Metazoa, Arthropoda, Insecta, Hymenoptera, Vespidae. Gene Ontology annotation, cellular component: cytoplasm. The record is from RefSeq and is a predicted model, not a curated record. The transcript has 8 exons. Gene Ontology annotation, molecular function: tau-protein kinase activity; protein serine/threonine kinase activity; ATP binding. The coding region runs from base 1218 to 4547 and encodes 1109 amino acids.
CUUAUUUCGUCGUUCUAGGAGGAAGCUCCGAGUUAACUUCUCGACUCGUAAAUAGUUCGCGGCGAGGCGAGCUCGCUGUGCGAGUCUGUUUCGCGUCUCGAUAUUCCCGAGUGCGCAUUUCGCUCGAAUUUCCAACAAACGUCGUCCUCUCGAACGAAGUAUCUGCAAUACAGAAGGAUAGUCUACGUUCUCGCGAAUUCUUUGACGCGAGGAAUAAGUCUGCCGGGGAGAAUAGAAAUCUCAAUAAACGUCUACUACAUCGUCGAAGGGUGUUUUGUGUGCGUGCGUGCGUUCGGUUUUCCGCGUGUAUGCGUGCGUGUCUGUCUCUCUCGCGUGCACGAGACCGGAAGAGUCGGCCCAGAAUUGGCCGAAACAGAAAGACGGAACGCGCGUGUGUGUGUGUUCGGCGGAGAGCGUGUAUCGUCGCUGGUGUAUGCGCGCGCGCGUUUCUGCUCGCUAGGAUUGGAAGUAAAAGAGAAAGAGAGGGAUAGACGAUGCGAGAAGGAGCGCUGACAAAGUUGGAGUAGAGAGAAGGAGAGAUAUAGAAAACGUUAAAAAGGUGCUGGGUGGUAGCACGCGCGCGAGAGAGAGAGAGAGAGAGAGAGAGAGAAGUGUGUCGCGACGUCCAAAGGAGUAGAGGAGCUUUCUUUUUCCUCUUCGUAAGAGUGGAUCGAAGUAAAGAAGAAGAAGAAGAAGAAGAAGAAGAAGAAGAGAUAGAGAGAAAGCAGAGUGGGUGGGGUGUCGAAGCCGUAGAGGCGUGAGAGCGAGAGAGAGAGAGAAUACCGAGCGGAAGAGUAGUGGAAGGAUGCAAACGGUGCUGUGUAAACACGCGUCCUGGGUUGCGUCUGGGUUGCAGUUAGACGUGCGAGAAUCGUGAAUUCGAAGCGUUUCUCUAGAUCGUACCGAGACACCACGGAAGAAGGGAAAACGGUGAAAAGGAAAAGCGAAAAGUAACGGUGAAACGGUAAUAAAGGAGGAGGAAGAAGAAGAAGGAGGAGGAAGAGGAGGAGGAAAGGAGGGAGAGGGAGAGGGAGAAGUCGGCCGAGCAACGGCGUCAGGUGACGCGCAUUGCUCCACACAGCGAGUAAGCGCGCCUAUAUAUGAAUUCGUUUUACAAAUGACGGUGUAUCGCGGCGAACGACUUUGCUGUUGUUGCUGCUGUCGCUGGCUGGAUCAUCGGUCGUCCGCUUAGCUGAGAUCGUAAAAGCCUCGGCGAGAUGCAUCGUAGGGUGGGAUACAGCAACUACGAUGGCAAGAUCGCGGGCCUUUACGACCUGGAAGAGACUCUUGGUCGUGGACACUUUGCGGUGGUUAAGCUCGCUCGACAUGUCUUCACCGGAGAGAAGGUUGCAGUGAAGGUCAUAGACAAGAGCAAACUCGACGAGGUAUCUAGGGCGCAUCUUUUCCAAGAGGUGCGAUGCAUGAAACUGGUGCAACACCCGAACGUAGUGAGACUGUACGAGGUGAUAGAUACGCAGACGAAGCUGUACCUGAUCCUGGAGCUGGGCGAUGGAGGUGACCUUUACGACUACAUCAUGCGCCACGACAGUGGACUCAGCGAAGAGGUGGCCAGGACGUAUUUUCGACAGAUAGUCCGUGCUAUAUCCUACUGUCAUCGGCUGCACGUCGUUCACAGGGAUCUCAAGCCGGAGAACGUUGUCUUCUUUGAGAAACUUGGUACCGUCAAACUCACAGACUUCGGUUUUAGCAAUAGAUUUUGUCCUGGUCAAAAGCUCGAAACUUCCUGCGGUUCUUUGGCUUACUCGGCACCUGAAAUACUUCUUGGCGACAGCUACGACGCUCCUGCAGUUGAUGUCUGGUCGCUCGGAGUGAUACUGUAUAUGCUGGUGUGCGGACAAGCACCGUUUCAAGAGGCGAACGACAGCGAGACGUUGACCAUGAUCAUGGAUUGCAAGUAUUCCAUUCCAGCUCACGUCUCCGAAGAUUGUAAACGUUUGAUCGCUAGGAUGCUCGUUAGAGAGCCCGAAGGAAGAGCCUCUCUCGAAGAGAUAGCUGCUGAUACUUGGUUAGCUAUAGGAUUGGACACGGAUUCCGUGGAAGCGUUACCUCUAGUUUCUCGUCAACAAGUAUCCGACGAUCAUCAUAAUCUUAUUAUUACUAAAAUGGUUAACGGUAACAUCGCCACCAAGGAGGAAAUAUUAGAAGCGUUAGACAAGAACGAGUAUAAUCACAUAACGGCGACGUAUUUCCUGCUGGCCGAGAGAAAAUUGCGAGCUCAUAGACAGGAACAGGUGCAGAAGGCACGUCCCGAGAUACUCGAUGUUUCUCCCAGCAGACAAGAGGAGGCAACGGCGAAUCUGCACGUUAAUCAGAAUUUACUUGGUACGGUGAAUCAAUCGUUGCUGAGUGUUCCACGCACGCCUGGUGACGUACCUCAGAACGUACGUACGAGAAAGUGCAGCAUCGUGCAAGAGGAGGAAGACGAGGACGACGUUUCCUCGUGUUCCGGAAGAGAAGAACGCGGUAGCAACUCGGCCUUGAACUCGUUCAAUCGUCGUGGCUCUCGUUCGGAAGGGAAGCUCUCUCACAUCCUGCAAGAAAGGCUGGGACAACUCCCAGAGAAACAUCCUGGGCACAAAAUGGCUGGAGCCACGUCGCGGCUCGCGACGACCCAACAAGAUUGCUCGAACGUCGCCGUUGUGCCCGAUCGAGAAGAAUCGAAGUCGUUGGUAAAGUCGUUCGCGAAGGACGCCAAUCGUCGUUCGAACGUAGCCGUCGUUGUCCAGCAAGACGACAACGUGGUAUUCGAGAAAGUAGUAGUACCUGGUGCGACGAAAGUAUCCUCGAUCUUCGAUGAAAGUUUAAAGUCUAAAUUUAGUACCUCGAUCGUUCAGUCGUCGGCUUGGUCGAAAAAGCCAGGCAGCGUCGAGAGUAGACCAAAAUCCGUAACGGAAUGUACGAGAUCUUUAGGGCCCGUUCCAGCGAACAAGUGGAGAAUGGGUGCGCAGCAUCGUUCAACGGGACACAGUUUGGAAACGUCCGCGAUGUCGCCGCCUGUCUCCAGACCGUCUGAUUUAGUUUCCACGACGACGAUCCUAACGGAAUCGUCGACGGUCUCGAUCCCUCUUCGUUCGAGCGUACACGACGAUCAUCAAUCCUCGAUGCCAAAAUAUAAGACGAUGCCGUCGCCCGGUAGUGCAGGUUCUAUGUCACCUCCGCAGCUGACGUUGAACGAGAUACUGGAGGACGGAGACGCGAUGCAGCCCUCGGCGGUGGGUUCGGGCGAGUCUACCAACAACGCGUCCGCCGCCAAGUGUCGGGUAGUAAGACGGACGGGAUACGAGCAGAGGAGGAGCAAGUUUCAUAAAACUAGGACGGCUUCGUGUUCGAGCUCGGACGCGAGCGACGACGACAGCGAGAGUAGGAAGAAGAGAGCGCAUAAGCUCGGCGCGACGACGGAGAAGCCUCUGCCACCCAGACGAGAUAGUCACGACGAUUCUAGCGAUUCUCAGGAUCCUGGAGGAAGCGGAGGUGGAGGUGGAGGAGGCGGAGGCGGCGGCAUCGGAAACGGAGAACACACGAGCGAAACGCCGUCGAGUACGACCGAUACCGGUCGUAACGACGGCGGUAGCACUACGAGCACGACAACGAGCAAUACGACGGCCGGUGGAAGGCACAGAUCAACGGAAAAUCAAGUGGCCUUCGGGAGAAGACACCGAGCAGGUAGAAGAAGAGCCGGCGAGACGCGUUUGAGAGAAAGCCAGUCGUUGAAUCGAAUAACGGAGGUGCAAGAGGCCGAGGGCCCGUCGGCCUGUCACAAUCAUUCUCACGUAUCUCGCAACUCGACGAUCCUAAACGUCCAAAACGUUUCCACCUCGUCCUCCUCGAUAUCCCAAAGUAGCACCGGAUCUCACGGUAUUAGUCAACCGCUCUCGCACGCUGCUACGACCGUACAAAAAGCUAAGGGCUUUGGCGCUAGACUUUUGCAGGGUUGGUCCCUCGGCAAAUCUACUUUGUCGCAAGCUGUGAGCAGGCAGCAAGCGGAUAGCAACUCCACUGCUAAAGAGAUCAACAGAACGGAUCAACGAGCGAAGUGUCAGACUAUCGAAAGUUGUAACGACGACAGAAGAAAGGAUCUAAACGGUGGUCUGAUCAAUCAAACAGCUCCGAACGAGAAGGAAAAUCGUGGGACCUCGGUAAACAGGAACGACUGCAAAAGUAGAAAAAUUCGUUUGCUCAGCCGUUACUUCGCGGUUCACAAGAAGCUUUGCGUACCUCUACCGGGUCUCUUUGGGAAGGGUCGGCUCUACAAGGCUCGUUCUUGCGGCAACAUCGCCCGCGAUCGUGUCAGUCCGCCUUCGCCAAAAUCGGUGCUACUAUGUGCCGCCUCGGACGACAAAUGGCGGGAACGUCAUCAGUGGUGCGACACGAAGCAUCAGCAUCGUGGCAGCGACGGUGACAUCAAUCAAAAUCUUGGUCUUGCUCAUCUCGUGCAGGAAAGAGUAGUUGGUAAAGGCUGUACCGGUAUGCCAGCCGUAUGUCACAUCCAUUUGGGCGACGCCUCCAAAUGCUGCAGUCUUUGUUGAUGAACGCUCGAUCGAGACGAGCUAGAAAUUCCCA